AUGGACCCCUCUAGCGGUCCUCGCGGAAGAGGCCGGAAGAGUUCUACUUUUCCAAGUACCUUUCCCGUUACUUCAUCACCUCAUAACUCAUCCGAGCAGCCUAUGCAACAACCUUCAUCCGCAGCAUCUUCUUUUUCUUUCACUGCAGAGACCCCGAGCCCUUCCGCUUCUAGAGAAAAGCGAAUUCGCGCUCGCAACAUCGACAGUGCCGGCACUAUGCCAGAAGAUUCCGCCAGCAAAGGAGGACGCUCCUUGAGAAAACGUCCUCGUGUAGACUAUACAUUUGACCAGCUUGAUGACAUUGAGAGCUACGGUGCAAAAUCUACGCCCAGCGCCACCCGCACGUUGAAGAGACGGAAAACUGACUUCGUUCCCAAUGAAAAUGAGACGAACGAAGAUUCUGAAGCUCGCACUAGCAGACGAGCUUCUGAGCAACCUCAGCCGUCAUCAUCUCGCAAACGUAACACUAGAAAGUCUACAGCAGAGCCUCAGACUUAUGUGCCAGAACAGCAGAUGGAUGAUGUCGAAGUACGAGACACCAUUGAAGUUGGUGGGCACCAUAGCGGAGAGUCGGAUGAGUCGAUGCUUAGACGCACUAGCUCUGGCUCUGGCUCCUCAAAUAAUGAGACCAAGGCUCCCAUUCCUAACAUUUCCGUCGACAUGUCUAUUUCUUCGGAAUCCUCACAAUCAUCAAAGCCGUCGGAGACCUCGGAGCCUUCAGUACCUUCAGAACCCUCACAGCCUUCACAACUUUCACUAUAUACCGCCUCGGGUGAGAGCCACCCUAAUCUACAGAAAGCUCAACCCGAAACUAUGGCUAGAAAUGAAGAUGAACUCCGAGAGCAAGAAGAUGAAGCAGAUGAUGAUGAUAUCCUUGACACGGAUGACGAUCACGCCGAACCAGACUUACUGGACCAUCUCACUCCAUAUAUCAAUGGCUCUUUCGUUUACUACCCGGACUACCAGGAUGAUGAGCUCGAGCUGCCGGAAGCCGAGGCAGAGCCCGAGGUUGAUGCCGAAGCUGAUCCGAACGCGGACGCUGAAGCGAACCCUGGUACUGCAGUCAAUGCCGAGGCGGAUCCUGAAGCCGGUCUAGAGCUAGAACCCGACGCAGCUAACGAAGACGGCCCAGAAGUCGUCGCUGUUGAAGAGGAUGCGGCUGUUGGGGACACGCCGGCCGACACCGCCGCAAAUUCGCCCGCUACAGAAUUAGAGCCAUCCGGUACACAGCCAGCAGAUAUGAAACAAUUCCGGUUCAAGCAGGCUAGAAGGGCAUCUGAAUUCACCGACCUAUUCAAAGACAUCAAGUCUUUGUCUCCCAAAGAGCUCUACCAAAGAGUCGAAGUUGCGAACAAGGCUCUCGCGGCAUGGCAAGAUGAGUUCAAGGAGCUGCGAAAGUGGACGGAUGAUUACGAUAAUUCAAUUCGCGCCCACAAAGAGGAUGAAGCCUUCAACCGUCGCUUCAAGGCCACUGUUGCUAGAGACCCUAACGCAAACCCCAUUCAAAAAGACUUUAUCGUCAAGGGCGUUAGAGCCAAGGACACGACAGAACCAGAAGUCGCCUAUGCCCGACAGCAAGACAGAAUUAUGGCUAACGUCUACGGAUUCGAAUAUGAUCCAAGAGCAGAUAAAGUGGGUAAACAGGACCCCAUUGCGCAACGAACUGGCUUGGGUCGCCACGGGCGUCUUCGCGAGAGACCCAAACAGACUGCCAAGGCAGCCGAGGCUGAAGAUCCCAAUAUCAUGCAAGGAAAACGAACGAGAAAGCCACCGGAGAGGUUCAACGAAGGUGAAGCCGCUAGCAGAGGCUCUACCCCAGCUCCAGCCCAACGCCGAGGACGUCGUGGCGCACAGGCACAAGAGAAUGGCGACCAGCAACAAAAUCAAAACCAGCCUCAAGCUCAGGUUCAGAAUACUAGCGCAUUAAAUGUAGCAUCCGAGCCGGUUGAGAAAGAACCGCCCAAGAAGAAAGGAAAAGGCGGCAGACCUCGCAAAAACCCACUCCCGGUACCAGAAGCUCAGCCUACUCCAGACCCAGAACCAGAGCAUGAAGAGCCCAAUCCCGAACCCCAGCUAGUUAGCAACUCGCACCCUAAAGCGCAACUAAGGACGCCGUCUAAGUCGCAAGCCAAACCCGGGCCUAAGGCCAAGCCUAUUGCAGAGCUCACGCCACAGCUCAAUAUGGAAUCCAAACCCGAUUCAGCGCCUUCACUUAAGAGAGGAGUUGAGGAGGCGGCUGUAGAGGAAGAACAACCUCGCAAGCGUAAACGCAAGGCCCCUGCAAAUGCUACGGCGGUUAUAGAACAGGAGGAAGAAGACAAUGUGCCUAAUGGUGCAGAGCCUCUAACACCCUCGAAACCGGCUCGUCGGACAAACUCCCGAAAAUCCGAUAUUCCAUCCGGAUCCUUCAAGACUGCAACUCCUAAGACAGUUACCUCUACGAGUCAUCAACCCGAAGAGCCUCGUCCCCCCACCGCAUCAUCUACCGCAACAGCUGAGACAGUGGCGUCUACAAGUAACUACCAGCUCCGCGAGAAACGUCAAAGAAAGUUCACUAAUGAUAUCAACGAUGAUGACUUCAUUGAAGAACCCAAACCCAAGCGUGCUAAACGCGCCCCGAAGAAAACACAGACCAAGGUCGAGGACCUCACACCUGCUCCAGAACCAGCUCCAGUGCAGCAAUUAGAACAGAAGGCUCCUCCUGCACCAAAACCGCCCACCAAGAUCAAGUUCAAGGUGAAGAACCAGCAUCCUGCCUCUGUGCCCGCUCUUAGCACACCGCCGCUAGUCCCUUCAAACUUAGCACCAAUUCACACCAACAAUACUAUCAACGGGAAUUCCAAUGGCGAUAACGGUAGCAAUGGAUUUGCUGAGCCCAACACCCCCGACGGAGAGAUUGGUGCAGACCCCAACAAGGACUACAAUUCUAUGACUAAGUCUGAAAAGAUGUCCUAUUCUAUGAAAGCUCGAUGGGCAUCUGGCUCUAUGAAUACGGCGGUAGCCAAGCGCCGUGCAACGCUUGCUGCUAAGAAGCAGAGCGCGAAACCACCUGCGGGAGCUAAUUCUACGGCUCUCAACCAAGCAGGAACGCCCACCUCUAGAUCUACACCAGGUGGCGACGAAGACGAUGAUGCCACCGCCCCAAGGCAGUAA
Messenger RNA from Daldinia loculata, 3153 nucleotides. RefSeq lists its product as uncharacterized. Lineage: Eukaryota; Fungi; Ascomycota; Sordariomycetes; Xylariales; Hypoxylaceae. The transcript has 2 exons. The coding region runs from base 1 to 3153 and encodes 1050 amino acids. The record is from RefSeq and is a predicted model, not a curated record.